AUGAAUAGAACUGAGAGGGUAUACUAUUUGUUAAGCGAGUUAUAUGAACAAAACAUGAAUGAAGAAAGUAAAGAUCAAAAUACACCUAACGGUGAAUAUGAUAUACAAGAAGAUAAGGAUAAGACAAUAGAAAUGAAAGUAGAUAAAUUAAAUUUAAAUAUACAUCAAGAAAAAAAUAAUAUUUUAUUAAAAAAAAAUUUGGAAGAUGAAAAAUACAACGGUAAAUACUGGCCACUUACAUGUCUUCCUUAUUCUUAUUACAUGUUUAAAAUGAAAACUAAUCCUAGACUAUUUAUGUAUAAGGCAUCAAAAGCAGAAUCUAUGAAUAUUUUAAAGAUAAAUCCUAGAUCUCUGUCUAAGCUAUUGAAUAAUCUAGAUAUUUUACUAUUACAGAAUGUUAAACCGGCCGAUCUCCUUACUUCGCAAUUAAUGUACCUUAGGAAUAAAAAUAGAGGAUUAAUUAAUUUUAUAAGCCAUUUAUUAAAAGAAGAUAAAUAUCACAUAUAUUUUUUAAAAACUCUAAAAUACCUCUUAAGAAUAAAAAAUUUUAAUUCUGCGGAGUGUAUUGAAAAGGCUUUUUUAAGGCACAAGUUGGAUCAGAGUAUAUUAAAUAAACUAAAAAAGUAUUCGAGUAUCUUUAAAGUAAAUAUAUCUUAUGAAAAAGUUAUAAUACCACAAUUUGAUACAAUACUGAAAGAUCUUGAAGAUUCAAAUAACAAUAAAAAUCAUACGGAAGCAUCAUUAAAGUUUUGUAAAGUGGUAGAGUUAUUAGUGGCUAUACAGAAUACUAAAAUAAAAAUUAAUAAGAAAAAAGAGCAUUUUUUACUUUAUAAAAUAUACGAGUAUUUAGAAGAAGAUGUAGUUUGUAAGUCAAAUAUUUCUAAUGAUGAUUAUUUAUUUUUGUACUUAUAA
Messenger RNA from Vairimorpha ceranae, 912 nucleotides. RefSeq lists its product as hypothetical. Bases 1 to 912 code for a protein of 303 amino acids. Lineage: Eukaryota; Fungi; Microsporidia; Nosematidae. The record is from RefSeq and is a predicted model, not a curated record. The transcript has a single exon.